This is a messenger RNA of Ceratitis capitata (Mediterranean fruit fly), 4016 nucleotides long. RefSeq names its product pre-mRNA-splicing factor ATP-dependent RNA helicase PRP16. Gene Ontology annotation, molecular function: ATP binding; RNA binding. Lineage: Eukaryota; Metazoa; Arthropoda; Insecta; Diptera; Tephritidae. Gene Ontology annotation, biological process: mRNA splicing, via spliceosome. The record is from RefSeq and is a predicted model, not a curated record. Bases 140 to 3910 code for a protein of 1256 amino acids. Gene Ontology annotation, cellular component: intracellular anatomical structure; spliceosomal complex. The transcript has 6 exons.
ACAGCUGAUAAAGCGUAAUUUUUUUCACAAAUAAACAUGACAAAACGUUUAUGGGCCGAUAAAAUAAACCAUUAAAAAGGAAUGUAAAAUAAGACAUAAAAUAAUUUAAAAAUUUUCCAAAACCAAGUGAAGUUUUAAUAUGGAAGAUGAUGAUGUUGGUGUACACCGCCUCGAAGGAUCUACUGGUAAUGUACGUGGUGGGCUUGUAAUAAAGAAGCCGAAAGAUGAAACUAGCGAUAGUAAAUUCAAAGUGCCUAAACCUUCCAUACUGGGUUUGGAUCGUUUAGCUGCACAGCGCCGAAAGGAGCGCGAGGAAUCGCAGCGAUUGAUUUCCUUCAAAGACAACGAUAAUGACGAAGAUGAUCGAAAGGGUGGUGUGUCCGCAACAUCAGCUAGUGAUGAAUUUGCUUUUAAGAAACCUGACUCCAAUAGUCUACAAAAGAUGAGUAGGCAAUUGAGAGAAUCCAAAGUAGAAACUCCAUCACAUACAGGUGGCGUGUCAGAAGAAGCGAGAGAACGCUUGCGCCAACAUGUUAAACGUGACCGAGAGCGCACCACCAAAAGUGGAAUGCGUUACUCAACACGUGAUCAUAGCAAGAACGAUAACAGAGACCGUAAGACAAGUACGUCGAGUCGUGGACGAGAUCGGGAUUGUGAUCGUGAUCGUGAUCGCCGUCGUGAUAGAGACCGAAAUAGGGAAAAAGAACGUGAUCGCGAUCGUGAUAAAAGUAGGAAUCGAGGAAGGGAACGCAGUAGGAAUGACUCAGAACGUAGUGAACGAGGAGAUCGAACAUCUGUUCGUAGUGGCGAGCGUACACCACGCUUUAAAGACGAGCCACGCACACCUAUUGACAUAACGGUUAGUGGAAGUGCUUGGGACGAUGACGACAGCGACCGUCCUACACAAUCGAAGAAAUCUUCUUGGGAUUUUCCAACACCGAAAUCAUAUGCUAGUUCAGAACGUUCCGAUUGGUCUGCGCGAAGUAGCAAUACUAGUGGUAUUGGUACAAGCAGUUCGCGUAGUCGUUCUCGCCAGGAAAGGGACGAUGAUACGCCAAGACCAACGCCAGCUCAUAACUAUAAUGUUUGGGCUAAUGAUCGCAAGCGUUCUGGUGCUACACCAGCAACCGGACGUAGUAAUCGCCAACCUUGGGGUGAGAGUGAGGAAGAACGAGAUUUAUGGGAAGAAGAACAACGACGUUUAGAUCGGGAAUGGUAUAAUAUUGACGAAGGUUACGAUGAUGAAAACAAUCCAUUCACAGGUUCCAAUGCAGACUACUUCAGAAAACGGGAGGAAAUAAUCGAACAGAAACGCACCAAACGUAUUAGUGCACAGCAGCGGCAAAUUAAUAAAGAUAAUGAAUUAUGGGAGCGUAAUCGUAUGCUCACCUCUGGUGUCGUCAUGUCCAUUAACGUAAAUGAAGACUUCGACGAAGAGGCGCUGGAGCGUGUACAUUUACUGGUGCACCAUAUCAUUCCACCAUUCCUUGAUGGGCGUAUUGUAUUUACCAAACAACCAGAACCCGUUAUACCUGUAAAAGAUCCCACUUCUGAUAUGGCCCUGAUUGCACGAAAAGGCAGUGCUUUAGUGCGUGUAUACCGCGAACAAAAGGAACGCAAAAAAGCCCAAAAGAAACACUGGGAACUUGGUGGCACAAAAUUGGGUAACAUUAUGGGUAUAGAAAAGAAGGUUGAUGAAGAAGACGCCAAAUUCGAUAAAGAUACAGAUACUGCUGAUUACAGACGUGAUCAAAAAUUCGCUGAACAUAUGCGUGAUCAAGACUCUGGCGGGAAGAGUGAUUUCGCGCGCAAAAAAACAAUCUUUGAACAGCGUAGGUUUUUGCCCGUAUUUGCUGUACGACAAGAGUUGUUGAAUGUAAUAAGAGAAAAUUCAGUUGUCAUUAUUGUGGGUGAAACGGGUAGCGGUAAAACUACCCAAUUAACACAGUAUUUACAUGAAGAUGGCUAUAGUAAUUUUGGCAUGAUCGGCUGCACACAACCGCGUCGUGUAGCGGCCAUGUCUGUGGCGAAGCGUGUCUCUGAUGAAAUGGGCACAAAGUUAGGUGAUGAAGUUGGUUAUGCUAUACGUUUUGAAGAUUGUACUUCUGAAAAAACUGUUAUCAAGUAUAUGACCGAUGGUAUUUUGUUACGUGAAAGUUUACGUGAUCCCGAUUUGGAUGGUUAUUCCGCUAUUAUUAUGGACGAAGCCCACGAGCGUUCACUAUCUACAGAUGUACUUUUUGGAUUAUUACGUGAGAUCGUUGCACGCCGUCAUGAUCUCAAGCUUAUUGUCACCUCAGCUACUAUGGAUUCUACGAAGUUCGCUACAUUCUUCGGUAAUGUACCAAACUUCACCAUACCCGGACGUACUUUCCCCGUCGACGUGAUGUUUAGCAAAAAUACCUGUGAGGACUAUGUGGAAUCUGCAGUGAAACAAGCACUCCAAGUGCAUCUUACACCCAACGAAGGAGAUAUGCUAUUAUUUAUGCCCGGUCAAGAGGAUAUCGAAGUGACGUGUGAAGUGUUAGCUGAACGCCUGGCGGAAAUCGACGAUGCACCAGAGCUCUCCAUAUUACCCAUCUACUCACAACUGCCAUCCGAUCUGCAGGCGAAAAUCUUUCAAAAAUCACCGGAAGGUUUACGUAAAUGUGUUGUGGCUACAAAUAUUGCCGAAACCUCGCUAACGGUGGAUGGUAUUAUUUAUGUCAUCGAUUCGGGUUACUGCAAAUUGAAGGUCUAUAAUCCACGCAUUGGUAUGGACGCGCUUCAAAUUUAUCCGAUUUCACAAGCGAAUGCAAAUCAACGUUCGGGUCGUGCCGGACGUACAGGUCCUGGACAGGCGUUCCGUUUGUAUACGCAACGUCAAUAUAAAGAGGAUCUCCUACCACUCACCGUGCCCGAGAUACAACGUACCAAUUUGGCGAAUACGGUGUUGUUACUGAAGUCGUUGGGUGUGGUGGAUCUGCUGCAGUUUCACUUUAUGGAUCCACCACCACAGGAUAAUAUCCUAAAUUCGUUAUAUCAGCUGUGGAUACUCGGCGCCCUGGAUCACACGGGCGCACUGACACCGUUGGGACGUCAAAUGGCUGAAUUUCCGCUGGAUCCGCCGCAAUGUCAAAUGUUAAUUGUCUCCUGUCAGAUGGAGUGCAGCGCCGAAGUACUUAUUAUAGUCUCUAUGCUAUCCGUGCCGUCCAUUUUUUAUCGCCCAAAGGGACGCGAAGAGGAAGCAGAUGGUGUGCGAGAGAAGUUCCAAGUGCCGGAAUCGGAUCAUCUCACCUACCUCAAUGUGUACCUGCAGUGGAAGCAAAAUAAUUACAACUCUAGCUGGUGCAAUGAGCACUUCAUACACGUCAAGGCCAUGCGCAAAGUACGCGAAGUGCGACAACAGCUCAAAGACAUCAUGAUCCAACAAAAGAUGAAUGUAAAGUCCUGCGGAACCGAUUGGGAUAUUGUACGCAAAUGCAUUUGUUCCGCUUACUUCUAUCAAGCUGCACGCCUCAAAGGUAUUGGCGAGUAUGUAAAUUUGCGUACAGGCAUGCCCUGUCAUCUGCAUCCCACGUCGGCCCUCUAUGGUCUUGGUACAACACCCGAUUAUGUUGUCUACCAUGAACUUGUGAUGACCGCGAAAGAGUAUAUGCAAUGCGCCACUGCCGUUGAUGGUUAUUGGUUAGCCGAGUUGGGCCCUAUGUUCUUCUCGGUUAAAGAGACCGGCCGUAGUGGGCGUGAGAAGAAGAAACAAGCUGCUGAGCAUUUGAAAGAAAUGGAAACUCAAAUGCAAUUGGCACAGGAACAAAUGGAGGAGCGGAAACUGCAAGCAGCUCAGCGAGAGGAGCAAAUGACGCCUAAACAGGAAAUUAUUACGCCCGGCGACGCGACACCAAGACGUACGCCAGCACGUAUUGGUUUGUAAUUUGGACGAGUUGGUAGCGGUGCAUCGGUCUACAUAGGCAAACGAGAAAAUCUGUAUUUGAUUAAGUGUCUGUUGAAAUUAAAGUAAAUAAAGUAAAUUACGUUUA